Wyeomyia smithii (pitcher-plant mosquito) is the source of this 3189-nucleotide messenger RNA. RefSeq names its product nose resistant to fluoxetine protein 6. Gene Ontology annotation, molecular function: acyltransferase activity, transferring groups other than amino-acyl groups. The transcript is spliced from 9 exons. NCBI's taxonomy places the organism in Eukaryota, Metazoa, Arthropoda, Insecta, Diptera, Culicidae. The record is from RefSeq and is a predicted model, not a curated record. The coding region runs from base 906 to 2696 and encodes 596 amino acids.
GGCUCAGUAGAUGCUGAGAAAAACUUACCACAAGUUAAAAACCAUGGUUGCGCGAAAAACGCUGCCAAUAGCGUAAUACUCACUAUAUUUGCAUUCAUGACACACUAAAUCUUCAAACAUUCCUUAGUCAAUAGCCAAAAUACCCGAACACUUCACUUUACCCUAAACAUCCAGAAAAAAUAUUUUUUUUUUAGACUUUCCAGUUAGUCCCCUCUAAACGGUUAGUUUAAUUUGAAACAGUUUACAUGUGCUGAACAUCUGCCUAUAAAUUCAAAGCUGCGUAAUAAUAUUGGGUCGUUUGAGAAGUAUGUUGAACAAGUAAAGAAGUAUUUUGGUGUUUUUGAGGUGCAAAUCACAUUUAACGUGGUAAAUUAAUUUGAACUUCGAAGAACAGCUUAGCUCAAAUUUGUACCGAAAAAAGGUGUCCUGAUUUCUUACUUCGACCAGAUGGUAUCCCUAGGUUUGCUGAUAUGCUUUCAGCAAAGUAUUUUGCUGAACCAUGAAGAGACAUUUUGGUGUGGCAGUCAUACUUCACAAUGAUGCCAGAACUGAAAAAUAAAAUUGGCCUUGCGAUUGUUGAAAGAGCCUUCGACGCUUGUUCGCUCUCACAUGAAAUCCUCUUUCAAAUUGAUGCGAUUUCGCAUAAGUGCGAACUAUAUGUGCGUAUAAAGUUUUAAAUAUUGUUCCUGUCCACAACGGAAGCAACAUUUUGCGGUUUCUUUCAUCUGCUUCCAGCUGUCAAACUAUCGAUAAUUAUCGAUAGUAUCAGUAAACUAUUGAUAGUUAUCGAAAGCCAUUUUAAUCGAUAUUUCCCAUCCUUACCAUCGACGUCUGUCGGACGAGCAGCAAACCCGUUGUACCUUUUUUGUGCGCACAUUUUCUUAAAUUCCCAAUAAAAUGUUCUGAUGCAGCACUUAAAACCAAGGACAGUACUGUUGGGUCUCUGCCUUCCUGGAACCUGCAAAUUGAGCGACGUUGUCCAACUAACCCGCACGAGAGAUUCUGCUGAACAGAGCUUCCAAGUAUUAGGCGUGAGAUCACCGACAUUAAAUAAUUUUUCCCUAUGGAAAGACUUCACGUUCCAGAUUUUAUUCGGAGCUACAAUCAUCGUAUCGCUACUGUUAAUAGGAGGUACGGGAUGUGACCUGAUACUCAGAAAGAGAUACGAGGAGAAUUUACGCAUGAAAAAGUAUUCCAAAGAUUUAAGCUCAGAGUCAUCUUCCGGGCUUGGUUGUACUACCUAUGAUCUCACGCGAAACAUACCUGAGAAAACAGCAAAAACAAACUGCGAGGCUUUCGGUAUUCCUACAGGAGUCAAUAAUAACAACUCAGAUGAAAAUCUUGCUAUUGAACCUACUUCCAAUGAGGAUGAAAAACUAAGUGUAUGGACUGAGCUGCUUUUGUCGUUUUCGAUCGUAACAAACUUCCGUGCUAUUUGUGAUAAAAAUGUUGGCAGUGAUACAAUUCCAUCUAUUCACGGGCUACGCGCACUUUCAAUGCUUUGGGUUAUUCUAGGGCACACCAUGAUAGUCGUUUUCAAGUAUUCGGAUAACAUGGAACUUAGAAAAGUGGUUGAGAAGGAAAUAAUGUUUCAAGCAAUUCUCAAUGGUGCUUACAGUGUAGAUACGUUUUUUUUUAUAAGCGGAUUUUUGGUUUCUUACAUAUACUUUCGUACAAAUGCUAAAGGAAAACUGGAGAAAAUAACACAAGGUGUCAAUGAGCUGACAGCUGGAACCUACCAUUUUAUAGGACUUGUCAGUUACCGUUUUGUUAGGUUGACUGCUCCAUACCUUUACGUUCUCGGUGUUGUGGAAGUUGUAAUGAGGUAUUUAGAACAAAAUUCUGUGUUCGAGCCACCAACACAAGAUCACGUGAACUGUCCAAAAUAUUGGUGGCGCAACAUAUUAUAUGUGAAUACACUUUUCCCUGUCGAUCAAAUGUGCAUGCUUUGGAGCUGGUAUCUAUCAGAUGACACUCAGUUUUACAUCAUCGGAGCCAUUAUACUGAUUAUAGCUGUUAGGCAUUUCAAAUUUGCUGCCGGAAUGCUCACCAUAUUUAUGGUUUCAUCAUGGGCUACAACGGGAUACAUAGCAUUUACUAAUAAUCACAUGCCCAACGCAGAUGACCCAUUUGCUUUAUUUGAUAAAAUAUACGACAAACCCUGGACGCGAUUAGGUCCUUACUUGAUAGGAAUGAGCGUGGGAUGGAUCUUAUUUAAAACAAAUUGCAAAAUCAGCAUGCCCAAGAUCGCGGUGGCUCUUGGUUGGAUAACUUCCACGUUAAUGUUACUCUAUCUUCUCUUUGGUCUAUUUAACACCACACUUACAAAACCUGCAGCAGCUGCCUAUAGUUCUCUCAGUCACACUGGGUGGGCAAUAGCGUGUGCUUGGGUUAUCAUUGCCUGCUCUACAGGAUAUGGAGGAUGGGUAAAUAAUCUUCUAUCGGCACCUAUUUUGUAUCCUUUUUCUAGGGUCACCUACUGUGCAUAUUUGGUCCAUCCAAUUGUAAAUCGGAUAUAUGCAAUGGAAUCGGACUCUCCGAUACAUAUGACACCGAACAACUUGACAACACUAUACCUAGGUCAAGUGGUCUCAUCAUAUGUAUUGGCUUUCAUAGUUUCACUUUCGUUUGAAGCCCCUGUUGUCACAAUGCUAAAAAUAAUGUCUCCUGGAAGGAAAAAAAUGUGUGAACAGUAACUUCUAGUGAUUGUCUCACUACAACGGUCACUCAGAACUAUGCCUAUUGAUACUGUAGAAAAUAUACAUUAUUAUUUACGGUCCAUUGUAAAUGCCUCCGGACAAACAGGUUAUUACGAGGAAAUAAUAAAAAUCAUUUGUGCUACAUUCCAAUGUAAUGUCACAUGUCUCAAUUUAGAACAAAACAAGAUUGAAACUUGCUACUAAUAAUUCAUGAAUCAUUGUGUUAUAUUCAAAUAUUUAUGUGCAACAUUCCUUUGUUAGGCAAUUAGUAAUUAGAUGUACAUUCUUAGGAUUCUCACAACAUAAUUGUGUCGAGAUGCAUCGGGCAUGUGACUUGAAGUUUCCAGUCGUAGUAAAUUUGUACAUAAUAAAAUAAUACUCAAUCGACACACGAAUGAUUGUUGAAAUGUAUGACAUUUGACUGAUGACUUAAAAUUGAUGUAAAUGUAAACAGUGCAUGUGCGUGGAAAAUACAUAUCUUGUUUCGUGA